AUGGCGGCGCUCAAACUCCUCGCUUCCUGCCCGCGCCUUUGCGCCCCGGCGCGCAGAGCCUGGUCUCAGGUAUGUGUUUCAUAUUUUUCAACCAGCACACGUUGCCAUACUAAAUUUUAUACAGAUCCGGUGGAAGCUGUAAAAGAUAUCCCUAAUGAUUCAACCAUCCUGGUUGGUGGUUUUGGGUUGUGUGGAAUUCCAGAGAAUCUUAUAGGAGCUUUACUAAAGACUGGAGUAAAAGGAUUAACAGCAGUCAGCAACAAUGCAGGGGUGGACAACUUUGGCUUGGGCCUUUUACUUCAUUCCAGGCAGAUAAAGCGCAUGAUCUCGUCAUAUGUGGGAGAAAAUGCAGAAUUUGAACGGCAGUAUUUAUCUGGUGAAUUAGAAGUGGAACUGACACCUCAGGGUACUCUUGCAGAGAGGAUUCGUGCAGGUGGAGCUGGAGUGCCUGCAUUUUACACCAGCACAGGGUAUGGGACUCUGGUGCAAGAAGGUGGAGCCCCAAUCAAGUACAACAAAGAUGGCAGCAUUGCCAUUUCCAGUAAGCCACGAGAGGUGCGAGAAUUUAACGGCCAGCACUAUAUCUUGGAGGAAGCAAUUACUGGAGAUUUUGCUUUGGUGAAAGCCUGGAAGGCAGACCGUGCAGGAAAUGUGAUUUUCAGGAAAAGUGCAAGGAAUUUCAAUUUGCCAAUGUGUAAGGCAGCGGGCACCACAGUGGUGGAGGUUGAAGAAAUUGUGGAUAUUGGAUCAUUUGCUCCAGAAGAUAUUCAUAUUCCCAAGAUUUAUGUUCAUCGCCUUAUAAAGGGAGAGAAAUAUGAGAAAAGAAUUGAGCGUUUAUCAGUCCGAAAAGGUGAAGAUGUGAAAGUGAAAUCUGGUAAAUCUGGAGAUAAUGUGAGAGAGCGUAUCAUCAAACGAGCGGCUCUUGAAUUUGAGGAUGGCAUGUAUGCUAAUCUGGGCAUUGGAAUUCCACUUCUGGCUAGCAACUUUAUCAGUCCAGAUAUGACUGUUCAUCUGCAAAGUGAAAAUGGAGUGUUGGGUUUGGGUCCCUAUCCUUUACAAAAUGAGGUUGAUGCUGACCUAAUUAAUGCAGGCAAGGAAACAGUUACUGUUCUUCCAGGAGCCUCUUAUUUCUCCAGUGAUGAAUCAUUUGCAAUGAUUAGAGGGGGACAUGUUGAUCUAACGAUGCUGGGGGCAAUGCAGGUUUCCAAAUAUGGUGACCUGGCUAACUGGAUGAUUCCUGGGAAGAUGGUAAAAGGAAUGGGAGGUGCCAUGGAUCUAGUGUCCAGUGCAAAAACCAGAGUGGUGGUCACCAUGGAGCACUCCGCAAAGGGAAAUACACAUAAAAUCAUGGAGAAAUGCACGUUACCUCUGACAGGAAAGCAAUGUGUCAACCGCAUCAUUACAGAAAAGGCUGUGUUUGAUGUGGACAGCAAGAAAGGGCUGACUCUGAUCGAACUCUGGGAGGGCCUGACAGUGGAUGAUAUAAAAAAGAGCACGGGAUGUGACUUUGCAGUUUCACCAAAGCUCAUGCCAAUGCGGCAGAUCACAUCUUGAAAUGGAAAUAGAUAUUGCUCCAUUCUAUGAAGUUUUCAUUUUAACCUUGUAGGAUUUUAUUAAGAGAUACCAUGAUCAUAAGUUUAUGUUUAAUAAGCAGAUUUUAACUC
This is a messenger RNA of Suncus etruscus (white-toothed pygmy shrew), 1664 nucleotides long. RefSeq names its product 3-oxoacid CoA-transferase 1 (gene OXCT1). Gene Ontology annotation, biological process: ketone body catabolic process. The transcript has 17 exons. Gene Ontology annotation, cellular component: mitochondrion. Bases 1 to 1554 code for a protein of 517 amino acids. Gene Ontology annotation, molecular function: succinyl-CoA:3-oxo-acid CoA-transferase activity. The record is from RefSeq and is a predicted model, not a curated record. NCBI's taxonomy places the organism in Eukaryota, Metazoa, Chordata, Mammalia, Eulipotyphla, Soricidae.